This is a messenger RNA of Lindgomyces ingoldianus, 630 nucleotides long. RefSeq lists its product as uncharacterized. The record is from RefSeq and is a predicted model, not a curated record. The transcript has 6 exons. Bases 1 to 630 code for a protein of 209 amino acids. Lineage: Eukaryota; Fungi; Ascomycota; Dothideomycetes; Pleosporales; Lindgomycetaceae. Gene Ontology annotation, molecular function: chitin binding.
AUGCGUGCCUUCGUUCUUGCUGUCGUAGGUCUAGCUUCUGCGGCUCUGGCCCAGAACUGUGGCCCCAAGUAUUCAAACCAGAUCUGUGCGGCUGGCAAAUGCUGCAGUCAGUACGGAUGGUGUGAUACUUCCGCCGCACACUGCGACCCAGGUACUUGUCUCAAGCAAUUUUCUGGCGCUGGAUCUAGCUGUGCAAACAAGGGCGCCUCGACGACCCUGGUUUCAACUACCAAGCCAACGGCGACCUCUUUCGCCUCCACGAUCCCCGUUAUCGAUGUCUGUGGACAAGCUGAGGGCGGCGUGAGCUGCCCUGGUGCAGGUUUGAAUGGCUACUUCUACCGCUGCUGCUCCUCAGCCGGCCACUGUGGCCCCAAGAACGACAUCCAAGACCAGGCCAUCUACUGCGGAACUGGCUGUCAAGCUGGCUACGGGAAAUGCGACACGGAAGCUAAGCCUCCGGUGCCUACCGCUGCUCCGGGAACUUCACAGAGUGGAGAGACGUGCGGACCGAUCGUAAAUAAGAAGUGUGCGGCUGGGCUUUGCUGCUCUGGCAGCAAUUUCUGCGGUACUGGAGUUGACUUCUGUGGUGCGGCGAAUUGGUGCCAGCCAAAAUGGGGCAAGUGUACUUAA